Molecule: messenger RNA, 1044 nt
Organism: Suillus paluster
Lineage: Eukaryota; Fungi; Basidiomycota; Agaricomycetes; Boletales; Suillaceae
Exons: 4
Coding region: 1-1044 (347 amino acids)
Source: RefSeq, a predicted model, not a curated record
AUGUCUACCCGACGUGUCACCCGUGCAAAAAAUGCAACUCAGCAUCCGGGUAUCCCAGACAUAACCCCGAAGAAGAAACACCGUACUGCAGCAGAGGUAGCUGCUGAGCGUCAGUCUCAGUUAGAUGCUAAAGAAGAAAAAGAACGCACCAAGAGAGCUAGCAUCAAACACAUUGCUAAAUAUGAGAAGAAGCAGGCAGACCAGGAUGUGGUGACCGAUGCUACACCACAGGCUGUGCCGUCGAAGCCAAAGCCAAAGCCAAUCCCAAGCAAGAGGAAGGCUGUUGUGGCGCCUCCUGCUGUCGAAGACAUGCCAAGGCCAAUUCCUCGCAAGAAGAAGGUCAUCGUACAUACUUCCGCUGUGGAGGACAACGGGUUUCUGUUGGAUGCUGAGAUGGAUGAUGUGGUUGCUGAUAGUAGCACCUUCAACCCAGAUCCAACCCAACCUUCAGACACGAUGGCCUCGGACUUAGACACAGAUGGGUCUGACAGUGCAAUGCCAUCAUCACCGCCCAGGAAAAAGAUGAAAGUUAGUGGGAAGAAGGCAGGGAAGGUGACGAAGUCUUCUGUACGUGAUGCUAUCAAAGCAGUCCAGCAGACUCAUAUGUCAGAGAAGAGUAAGGCUGCAGAUAGGAAGAAAACUGCACCUCACAGCACAAUCAGCCUCCAUACCAAUGACUCAAAUGACCCGGACGACUCAGACCCGGAUGAUGAUGCUAUGGUCGUUGAUCAACCUUCAAUGAAGGCAUCUAAGAAGGCCACCAGUAAAAAAUCAGCACGGUCAGUUCCGGCUGCUCGCUUGAACAAUGAUCCAGAUGAACCUAUCACCAAUCCCCCUCUGGAAAGGCAGCCAUCUCAAGAAGGAGAAGGAGAAGAGAAGGAAGAGAAGGAGAAGGAGAAGAAAGGAGGGAGAAGGAAGGAGAAGGAGAAAGAGGAGAAGGAGAAAGGAGAAGGAGAAGGAGAAGAGAGAAGGAAAGAGAAGGAGAAGGAGAAGGAGAAAGAGGAGGAAGGAGAAGGGAAGAAGGAGAAGGAAGGUAGCAAGUAG